Melampsora larici-populina 98AG31 is the source of this 456-nucleotide messenger RNA. RefSeq lists its product as uncharacterized. NCBI's taxonomy places the organism in Eukaryota, Fungi, Basidiomycota, Pucciniomycetes, Pucciniales, Melampsoraceae. The coding region runs from base 1 to 456 and encodes 151 amino acids. The record is from RefSeq and is a predicted model, not a curated record. The transcript has 3 exons.
AUGAAUAUGCUUCUGUUUUGGUCUAAGUAUUUUAUUAUCAAAAAGACCAAAUGGAAUCUUCAACAUUGGAAAUUGAACGAAUUCAAGCAUCACAACGACAAAGAGGAAGAAGAAAUCUUGGGUAGAAUGACAAAAAUUGAACAAUUACCUCAAUUGGAAUUAAUCACUUCAAUCGAUUCUCAAUUUCAAUUUCAAAUUAAAGUUCAUCCUCAAGUGGAAUCUUCUUCUAGACAUCGUAGGACUCUAACUCAUUUGGAUUCCUCUAACAUCGUCAGUUUAGAAGAUAUUAACUCCCAUUCAUGGUUUGGAAAUAUACAAGCAGAUUAUGGUUGUGGAAAGUUGGAGAUUUAUGAACUUCCAAUGACCAAUCUAAUCAGUUUCGUUUGUAGAGAAGAAAUGGAAAGAUCUGCAAUCGGAAAUGGAUUUAUCCCUCAAGCUAUUCGAUGGGAUUGCUAA